Arachis duranensis is the source of this 2375-nucleotide messenger RNA. RefSeq names its product putative wall-associated receptor kinase-like 16. The coding region runs from base 38 to 2203 and encodes 721 amino acids. The record is from RefSeq and is a predicted model, not a curated record. NCBI's taxonomy places the organism in Eukaryota, Viridiplantae, Streptophyta, Magnoliopsida, Fabales, Fabaceae. Gene Ontology annotation, molecular function: polysaccharide binding; protein serine/threonine kinase activity; ATP binding. Gene Ontology annotation, biological process: cell surface receptor signaling pathway; protein phosphorylation. Gene Ontology annotation, cellular component: plasma membrane. The transcript is spliced from 3 exons.
UUCAGCAACUGACACCCACAGUUAAGCUACAAUAACAAUGGUUCUUGAACUUUUUUAUGUCAUGUUAAUACUGUGUUGUAUACAUAAUCUGGCAUUUACACAGGACGAAAAUAGUCGUAUAGCACCAUUUGGCUGCAAUUCCACAUGUGGAAAUGUUGAAAUCCCUUUCCCAUUUGGAAUGAACGAACCCAAUUAUUGCUAUGCAGACCACUGGUUCCAAAUAGAGUGUAGGCACGAUACACCUUACCUGAAAUCUAUAGGGCUGGAGGUCUCAUCAAUUGAUGUAUCAUCAGGCACCAUUGACAUCAUGCAUCCAAUUCACCGUUGGAACUGCAAACCCCAACACAACGCUACGAAUACUGAGCAAGAAGUGGUUGACCUGAGAGGAAGCCCCUUCGUGUAUUCGCAGGCGCACAACAUGUUUGUGUCAGUUGGCUGCAAUGAAAUCUCUUUCUUGGUGUCCAACGGCACGCAAGUUAGCGGCUGCGUGUCAAUCUGCGACGACAAGAAGGACGUUGAGGAGAACAUUGAAAUUCAAAAUUGCAACGGCAAAUACUGCUGUGCGACCUCCUUGCCUUUGUAUCUCUCGGAAUUUAACGUCACAACGGAGAGUUUCGGGAGUAACAACAACAAUCGUGCUAGUGAUGAUGAUGAGUGCAGUAGCUAUGCGUUGAUUGUGCAAUACUUUCGCGUUCCUGACUACAUGCGCUAUGAUAGCAGCUAUGCCUAUUACCGUUGGAAUUCGAUGACAGAUCUUCGGAGUUUGAAGAAAGUUGGGGUGGUGCUUGAAUGGGAGAUUCAUAACUCAUCCAUAAGACUCCCUCGCUCAGGUCACUGCGUCAACACUAACAUUACAUCUGCAAAGAACAAUCACUCAGGUCGGAGAUGUUACUGCCUCGAAGACUCUUACGGCAAUCCCUACAUUGAAGGAGGCUGCAGCUACGCCAACGAUUAUGGUGACAACGGCGAAGGAAACAAAAACCGGUCAAAAUGGGCUAUAAUAGGUGUUUUCUCGAGUGUUGGAUCUAUCAUUUUUCUCCUUGGCUCAUGGCGGGUUUAUAAAGCUGUAAGGAGAAGAAUAGUACAGAACCGCAUAGAAAAAAACUUCAAAAAGAAUGGAGGUUUGCUUCUAGAAAAAAGGAUGUCUUCUGGCGAAGUUAAUGUUGACAAAGUUAAACACUUUACCUUAAAGGAGUUAGAGAAGGCCACUGAUAACUUCAACAUGAACAGAGUUCUCGGUAAGGGAGGGCAAGGCACCGUCUACAAAGGAAUGCUCGUAGAUGGAAAAAUUGUUGCCGUCAAAAAGUUCAGGGUCCAAGGGAAUGUGGAGGAAUUUAUCAAUGAAUUUGUGAUCCUUUCACAAAUUAACCAUAGAAAUGUGGUUAAGUUGUUAGGAUGUUGUUUAGAGAAAGAAAUUCCUUUGCUUGUUUAUGAGUUCAUUCCUAAUGGCAAUCUUUAUGAAUAUUUGCAUGGCCAAAAUGAGGACUUGCCAAUGACUUGGGAUAUGCGUUUGAGAAUUGCAUCUGAGAUUGCAGGAGCACUUUUUUACUUACACGCUGCUGCUUCUCAACCAAUUUAUCACAGAGAUGUGAAGUCAACAAAUAUUUUGUUGGAUGGAAAGUACAGAGCAAAAGUAGCUGACUUUGGAGCUUCUAGAAUGAUCUCUAUCGAAGAUACUCACCUAACCACUGUAGUUCAAGGGACUUUUGGAUAUCUGGAUCCUGAAUACUUUCAUACUAGUCAAUUGACAGAAAAGAGUGAUGUUUACAGUUUUGGAGUAGUUCUUCUUGAACUUUUGACAGGACAAAAGCCACUAUCCUCCUUAAGACCCAAGGAAGCGAAAAGUUUGGCUUCAUAUUUCGUUCUUUCUGUUGAGGAAGAUCGCUUGUUUGACAUUAUUGAUGAUAGGGUGACAAAAGAAGGAGACAAAGAACACAUAAUUGCUGUUGCCAAUCUUGCAUAUAGAUGCUUAGAGCUCAAUGGGAAAAGAAGGCCAACUAUGAAAGAAGUCACAAGAGAAUUGGAUGAGAUCUGGAAAUUGGAGAGGAAGUUUAAUAAUGCACAGCAACAUCGUCAUGAAGAAAUUGAGCAUCCUGCAAUUGAAUAUCACCAUCCUUGGGUUGCAAAUUCUGCUCCUGAUACAAGUCCAAGCGACGUAUCACUCACCUCAGAGUCAGAAGCUAUGCAUAUUCUUACCGAAUAAUUUGUAAGUUUUAAUUUCUUAUGAUUUUAGGUCAUAUAUAUGUAACAUAAGGAUUGGAGAUAUGAACUCCAAAAGACUAAUUGUAUUUUUGUGUAAUUUUGGUAAUUGCCCAUGAUAGGUUUAUAUGUACCGUCAAUCUUAGUCUCAGUCUUUUAAUCUUCUUACUUUGGAA